UUUCUCCGCGUCUUUGUCCUUCAAAUAGUUUGAUGUUUAUAUAUCAUUUCAUUUGAGAUCGACAUCUCAAGAUUUCAAAAAAGGAAGUCAUUUCAAAAGUUCGUUACAUUUGAAUAAGGGACUAUUAACGACACUUAGAUCAGACUCUGAAGAAUUGUUGAGCGACAUGGUGGCACUGUCUGACUUUGCACUUUGGGUGAUGGUAUGCUGCAGUAUUGCAAUCUCACUGGCGCACAAAGAGAUCAUAGAGACUCACGAUGAAAUGUCUAGAAAGACAAAUGAUACAUUCAGUCGGUUCCAGUCACAACGGUCAGAGGUCAGUGAAGCUUCCGAAGCUAUGGGGCUGAUGAGAGCAGAAACGCAGAAGUAUAACAAAAUGAACACGAGCAGCCCUAACAAGUAUAAACAAUUUGAAGAAUUUAAUUUGACAAGACAGAAAGGGCGUCAGAUAAAAAGAAGCAAAUCAGCGCCAGAACCUCUGGAAAACCAGAAACAGCUUGAAAAUAAACACGGUACAGUGCACCCAACAUUUAAAAAUAAGCACUAUUUACUGCGUGAAAGAAGACUGAUAAAGACAGGACCUCCUUUGAUAACAAAUGUCACAACUUUACUAGGGCUAUCGGAUGACAAUGAUAAAUUUUAUAGUCGUAAAUCCUUUAAACCACAUGCACGAGCAGAAACCUUAACGAGAAAUAAACGUAGUUUGGCUUCCGUGCCUACUUGUGAGCUUCAGAUCAGCAAUCAAAGUAAAACUUACUUUCAUGCGCAGUUGUUAUUAAGAGACCCAAAUUUCAUUGGAUUCCACCUAUCAUUUUGUAAUAAAAUUAGGUACAACACAUCAAGCACAACAAACGUUUUUAAACCACUGAGUUGGUUUUGGACAUACAACACAACAUCUGGACCAUUUCCUUUUCUUUCCUGGAACCUCGACUACGGGACUCUAUCUUUCGGACUUCUAGACGCACAAACGAUAAAUAUUGAUUUUGUUUGCAUUGAUACCAUAAACACAUCAGCAUCAUGUGAUAUAAAGUUUGGAGAAUAUCAGACAUCAAAAGCUGUUACAACAGCACUGAAAUCACUUGUCAGUGUAGAAGAAAAUAAUGCCUACUAUAAAUAUCCAGAGAAUUUCUUUUGCUACCUUUUGACAAGACAAAACUACCACGGUACAAUUUCUUAUUGGGCAGCAAAAUAUUUCAUAUACCCUAUUCGAUUUGUAUAUUACGAAUGUUGUUCUGUGACGCUGAAUUACACAUCUUACAAGUUUGAAGUAAAUUGUCCAGAGAAUGGAACAAGUGAAGGACGAUUUAAUACCUGGAAAGAAACAAGAAUAUUACCAUAUAUAUUAGGCCUCUUGAUUCUUUUGUAUUUCCCAAUAAUGUUUUUCAAUUUCGGGGCUUGGUUAUCAAAAGACGAACACAUAUUGUGCGAGGAUCGAGAUAACUUGGACACCUCAAAGGCAAUAUUAAAUGAGUGUUGGCUAUUUGCUGAUGGAACUUCUCCACUCAUUUUGUGCGACCUUUUGAGUUUCAAAACUUUAGGUCUUGAAAAGUUCCCAGUCACAGCUUCUAGGAUCAGACGCUUUUUCCUCGUGGUAUUAUUUCCAACCUUUGUCUAUUUGGAACUUGUUAUGUACUCCAAUGGAAUAGGCAUAUGGAAACAAGACAAUUUAAUCACUGUAAAAGAACUUGUUGAAGCAGGCGUUCCCAUGGGAAUUCUAUCUGUCUUAGCAGAUAACAAACAUGGGACUAAUGUCUUUGUUCCCUUGCUUGGCGGUCCAAUAGGAGUUAUCAUUAUAUAUUACGUAAUGGGUCUUGUAUUUAUUUUUCUUCCACGAAGCCUGAAACAAAUUGUAAAUGACGGUUUGCCGUCUUCAAAUUUGAUGAUUAAAUCACCACUUUUCUUCGCGACGGAUGAAAUUAUCGGAAUGGCAUUGAUUGAUGUAAAACCGCAUGACUUGUUACCAGGUUACACUAAAGGGUCUACGUUAAUGAGAUGCAGAUUUUAUAUGCUGUUUGGGUCUGUUUUCUGGAGAAAGGUAUGGCAUAUUCAGACAGACAGAUUUUCAUUUGUCUUGUCUGGCAAACCGAUAUGGUUUAAGAUAAUAAUCAUUUGUUUGUUUUUGCCAGUUUAUGCACUCUUUUGCUUGAUCGAGAUUUGUUGUUGUUUGGUGUUUAAUGCUGUGCCUUUUUGCAAUUUUGUUGCCAUCCUUGUUGGCGGGGGACUUAAAUCCUUGCGUCAUCUUAGAGGACAGAAUCGGUGCCUGUCUGCAAUCUUUAAAUAUCGUGUGACCGCCUUUAUAGGAGCAAGUUUCGUAUCAGCUGUACUCAUAGUCUACAGCUAUGUUGAUGCACUAGCUUUUCUCGCAAAUUUCAGUUUUAUUUCUAAAGUAGUAACAUAUUGCUUUGUUGCAAUCGUGAUAUAUCCAUCUGUUUCUUUUGGAUAUUUAUUUUUCUUCGUCAUACUUUUGUACUACUUUGUCAAGCUCUUCAGAGACUUUGGAGACGGCUACACGGAUCUAUUAUCAACAGCUGUUGAUAUUUCCAGAAAUCUUUCUGAUGGUGCAAAAAUCUCGGCAAACGAUGGAAAUGUGGUUAUUUCUAACUUGAAGGCCGACAGUUUCGAAUCUAUUCGAAUAAAUGGGAAAUUGUUGGACGUUUCUCAAAACACCUUACAAACUUUGAGUGAAAAUGAACUACCGGUAAUGAUUAGAGAAAGGAAUAAUAUUUUCGGGAUACCAAAGCAAUUGUUUAACACUUUAGUUCAGAAACAUCGACCAGUUCACCAGCAGGUAUUAGUCCUGUGUUUCAAGUCCUCCAUGUUGAUUUUCUUUGUUAUUUUGACUCUCAAUAUAUCCUCCAAUUACGUCAAAGGACCUAAUGCAGACAUAUCAGAAGUGAUGCACGUGAUCUUUAUUGUUGUAGUUGGUGUUCUUCCUAAGCUAGUUGUGGCCGCCCUCUCCCGCUCAGACAAAAGCAUUGUUCGGGAAAUUCAGAGAAGAGAUAUAAAGGCGUCAAUUGUUGAAUUCUGGAACACGGGCAUGACUGAAGAGUUAUCGAACCUUGCACAGUAUCAAUAAUUUUCAAAAAUUGAAAUAAUCAUAAAAUCAAAUAUUGAUUUUGCAUUAGAUACACGGGAAUUAAUAAAAAGAGAACAUUACCCGGAUUUUAAUGGGUAUAUAAAAAAACGUUACGUUGUUCGUCACGCUGAAUAAUUCUACAAUUUUCAAUGAAUUAAAUGUAUCAAAAGAUCAGUUAUUUUGGCUAAUUAAGCUAACACAAUAUUUCCUUUGUCUGCCGUAACAUUUGACUUAUGAAAGCUGGUAGGUUGUCAAAGUAUGGUUUGUAUAAAAAUAUUUAUGGUCAGCAUUUAGUAGGGUUUAUCUUAUAUGCCUGCUAAUCAAUUAAUUUCACCGUCGAAAGAGUUAGUUGUGUCGCUUUGAACAAUACCCGAAUUUUCAAUUGAUAAAACAUUGUGGCAGCAAACGGUGUUGAAUUUUUUUUCUAAACUAAUAUGAAUUAAGGCACCGCCUAGCAUGGGGAUUUAUCUUUUAUACAUCCACUUACAAAGAAAUAUUCAACACUCAAAACAAAGUGAGAAAGUGAAAAUUCGCUCUAUCUGAAGUUUACAAUUAGUGUCAUCAUACCUCUUACAGCGAAUAUCAUAUUUUGCAAAAUUUACGGGAAGCCGUGACAUAACGUCAUUCUCCGCGUUCUCGCACUGGCUUUGGAUUUUUUUUUUGUUUGCACUCCACGCAGAAUCUUGACGGCCUUUACACUUCUUUUUAAAGUGUUUUUUAGUUGCAUGUGCAGUUUUCAUUACGAAAAAGAAGUAAAAAAAAUCAUGUUGGCGCGGUUCACGAAUUUCUGUGACUGGUUCGGGGUGCCCGGAUGUUCAUGCAGACAACCAGUCUGCGGUGUGUACAUAAACCGGAACCGGAAAACAUCGAAAAAAUUGCCUCAGUAUAUGCAAACAACAAAGACGAAUAACUAUAUACGGACGUUACCGUCUCGGGGAUUUUCAUCCCCGGCGCUUUGCGCCGUGGAUAAAUCCUGUUAAGAACAGGAGUGCCUUUACGAACGAUGUGAUUAAAACAAUAAAUUACAAGUGAUUUGUUGCAUAAUAAUUCGUUUUUUUUUGUUUAUAGGAAAACCAGUCUACUAGCGUAAUACCAAAGUUAAAAGUUAUGAAAUGGCGUUAUUUCAUUUCCAUGACGUCAAACACGUGAUAAAGACCAUUAUUCUUAAAUGGUUUGAGUUAGGCAUCUCCAUAUGCUUUGUAUUUACGUAUAGUUUCUGACAUACCGGUAGUUACAAGAACUGUAAGACCACACGUCUCAUAGUUUAAGUUUUCCGCGGUAUGAAGCGUUCUAUUUUCUAUGGGCCCUGAUGACUAUCGGCCCAGGUUUACGUACUUGAACAUAUUUGUUUCUCAUAUGAGGGAGAGAGAGAUUUGGAGAGAGAAAGGUUUGUAAUAAUUUCUUGUCACUGCAUUAAAUGUUUGUCUUAA
This is a messenger RNA of Mercenaria mercenaria, 4506 nucleotides long. RefSeq lists its product as uncharacterized. NCBI's taxonomy places the organism in Eukaryota, Metazoa, Mollusca, Bivalvia, Venerida, Veneridae. The record is from RefSeq and is a predicted model, not a curated record. Bases 167 to 3076 code for a protein of 969 amino acids. The transcript has 2 exons.